This is a messenger RNA of Diaporthe citri, 1728 nucleotides long. RefSeq lists its product as uncharacterized. The record is from RefSeq and is a predicted model, not a curated record. Gene Ontology annotation, molecular function: zinc ion binding; DNA-binding transcription factor activity, RNA polymerase II-specific. Lineage: Eukaryota; Fungi; Ascomycota; Sordariomycetes; Diaporthales; Diaporthaceae. The transcript has 2 exons. Gene Ontology annotation, biological process: regulation of DNA-templated transcription. Bases 1 to 1728 code for a protein of 575 amino acids.
AUGGCACACCCGGAGCCCCUUGCGACAGACCAGCACCACAAGCGGAAGCGCGAUUCUGACGACAAUGGCCAGCAGUCCCACGACAGGAUACCUCAGCCGCCCCCUCCCCAGUCUGGCAACGGCGCGCACAUCAAUUACCUGGCCAGGUCCAACUCGACACGACUGAAACUGAUUCAGGGAGAUGGCGAGGUAUUUUCGGACGUGCUAGGCCUCAUCGGGGACUACGAAGGGGUGCUGAGUCGUCAUGAGAGCUUGGCUGCGAACUUGGGCGCCAAACUGACAGGCCCAAGGCUGGUCAAGGCCAUGGAAGGGCUCUUUGAAGGCUCCAUCACGGCCACGCGCAGAGACCCGUACAAUUCCGACACGGUGACCUGGCUAGACAUUGUCCAGUUUGCGAAAGCCAGCCCCAACGAGUUCACCCUGACUUCGAAUCCAGAUCGCGGCCGCUACUGCUCCUUCUUUCUCAAGGGAAAUCAGGUCGAGAUCACGGAGGAUGACUGGCGGCUGAUCAUGUCGGGCACGCUGGACAGGUUCAACCUGGCACCCCUGCAACCGCUGGAAGAGGACGAGAACUCCGAGCUUGCGACCCUGGAGAUAAUGGAGCAGAGGCUCCAAGUCCUGAUCAAAAAGGCCGACGAGGUUGCGCGUAAGGCGCGACAACUCAACUACCACCUCAGCGGCCGCAAGGCAGCCAUCAAUUCCCGGCGCACAGUACGCUCACCUACAACUCACCAUGCUGGCUUUCAACCCGUCAACCACCCACAAGCAGUCCCGCGCUCCAAUUCUACGUACGACCUCCACGCCGACCUGCUUCAGCAGUUCACAUCCCAGUCGCAGCCCGGUUCUGCCAGGAUCCCGGCUCAGAACUCAAUAUCUCUGCCUACGACACCCGUCAUUCAGGGACCCCCAAUCGCAAGCGUCAAACUGCCAAUCCAGCCAGUUCAGUCCAUCCACACACAAAGCGGACGCCCCUCGCCGGGGGCUUCUGAGCAGUCCCAAUCCCAACAGCAGCAGCAUCAACACCAACACCAACAGCAGCCACAGCGGUCAGCAACAGCACAGUCUGACGAUCCGUCUGACACGCACCGGUCGCUUGUGACUGCGCGAAUUGAGAAAUUGGCCAAGGGCGAUACCAUCCACCCGCCCUGCGACCGGUGCCGCAGGUUGCGCGUGCAGUGCAUAAAGCAUCUCACGGCCUGCCAGGGCUGCACCAAGAAGCAUGCCAAGUGCGGGUGGAAGACGAUCUCGGACGACGAACUCAACUGGUUAAAACGCGAGGUCGGCAGCGGGGCCAGCGGGGCGACGAGCGGCGGCGAGGGUGACGGCACGGAAGGAGAUGACACUUCGGGCCGCAGUGGCGGCGGUUUCUCGCCCGAACCACCCUCACUGCCGCCCAUCAGCACCACCAGCGCCACUGCACCCUCGUCCUCCUGCUAUGGGGACCGGCCGCUGGCCGUCGAUACGAGGGCGUUCGCGCCCGUCAACCAUAGCAACAGUGUGAGCAGCGCCAAGGAGAGGGGCAGCGUCACGGACUUUGGGCUUCGCGACCACCGUCCGUCGUCGUCGCAGGCCGAGCACCGUGUCGACCACUAUCGAUUGAGUCACAUGGCGAACGUGGCGCUGAGCGCUGACGCGAGGGAGCAGCACCAGCACCAGCAGCAUCAUCAACAUCAGCAGAACCACUCUCAGAGGCCUAUGAUGCGGGGGGCCAGCGUCCCGAGGGAUUAA